GACUGAGUUACCCCUCCCAGAGGUCUUAGGGAACCCGUUUGGGAGGAGCUAAACUCUUGCCGCCCCAGUGGCCCUGGGCCACAGAGUCACCUCCGCCCGAGUGGGCGGGGAAAGGUCUAGGAUUCCACCUCCCACUUUCGUGGCGCCCGCUCGCUCGUCCGCCGGUCUCGGGUCUUCGGCUGUCUCCGGCGGCGGCGCUCGGCUGUAUCCGGCCCCUGACGCUCGCUCGUUCGCUCGGCUCGGCCCCCUCGGCUCUCCAGUCCCAGCCGUGGCUGCGGCGCUGGGGCAUUUCUCUGCGGUUCGGUUCGCAGACGCCGGCUCCCGCGCAGCCGGCUCCUGGCCCCGGGCACAUGCAGGCCAUCAAAUGUGUGGUGGUCGGCGACGGAGCCGUGGGGAAGACAUGCCUGCUAAUCAGUUACACCACCAAUGCCUUCCCUGGAGAGUACAUCCCUACUGUCUUCGACAAUUACUCAGCCAAUGUGAUGGUAGAUGGAAAGCCAGUGAACCUGGGACUGUGGGAUACAGCUGGGCAGGAGGACUAUGACCGGCUUCGACCUCUCUCUUAUCCCCAGACUGAUGUCUUCCUGAUCUGUUUCUCUUUGGUGAGCCCAGCCUCCUUUGAGAAUGUCCGUGCCAAGUGGUACCCUGAGGUACGACACCACUGCCCCAACACACCCAUCAUCCUGGUGGGUACCAAGUUGGACCUUCGAGAUGACAAGGACACCAUCGAACGACUUCGGGACAAGAAACUGGCACCUAUCACUUACCCCCAAGGCCUGGCUAUGGCCAGAGAGAUUGGCUCUGUCAAAUACCUGGAGUGCUCAGCAUUGACUCAGCGGGGACUCAAGACAGUAUUUGAUGAGGCUAUUCGGGCAGUGCUUUGUCCUCCCCCCAUCAAGAAACCUGGAAAGAAGUGUACUGUGUUCUAAACCCUGCCCAGAGUCUCCUCUUCCCCCCAGGAUGGCCUGAGUGGUGAGGAAGGCUAGGAGCCCAAGGGCUUGGGGCUUGGGGCUUGGGACAGUGUUCCAGCCCCUCAAGUAUGGUGUCAUUGUUGAAAUGUUCGAUUUCCCUUCAGUCUGAUUUGAUGUGGGUAGAGGGAGGGAGGCGGGUGGGAAGGGAAGCACAGCACAAGGAGCAGAGCAAGCACUCCUGCAGGGGCUGGAGGGAGGGCUGAAAAGGGAAAGAGGAAGCCCCUGCCCAGGCCUGGGACACUCCCACCCACUCAGCUCUGCACCCAGGGACCCAGGAGCCCAGGCCUCCAGCUAGCACAGGAGGGAGCAGGGUCUCUCUCAGAGAGGAGAAGCGGCAUGACCGGGCAGCCCCGGGACAGGUUUCCCAGGUUGGGGGGUGGGGGAAGGGAAUGGAGGGACGUUUGUGACCGUGGAUUCUAUUCAUCCUGUCCCAGGACAGGGCCAUCAUCCCUUAUUUUAUACAAUAAACAUUCUCCAUGAACAUAAA
Molecule: messenger RNA, 1458 nt
Organism: Monodelphis domestica (gray short-tailed opossum)
Lineage: Eukaryota; Metazoa; Chordata; Mammalia; Didelphimorphia; Didelphidae
Gene: RAC3
Product: Rac family small GTPase 3
Biological process (GO): small GTPase-mediated signal transduction
Molecular function (GO): GTPase activity; GTP binding
Source: RefSeq, a predicted model, not a curated record